AUGGAGAUCAUGCCAGCUACCUUUACACCGGUGGCCUCCGGAUCCGACCUCAAUUCCACCCUCAGUUCAGCCGGCCCUACAUGGGCAGGCACCUCCUCUUCCUCCCUCUCCUCCUCCGCCAACGAAUAUUCCUCCUACCCUCUAGUUCGGCAAGGUGAUCGCACCUAUCUCAGAGACCCAGAAAAUCUAUAUCCGUUGCCAUGCGACCUUUCGGAGAUUCAUCGCCAGACUUUGCGGUCUCUGAUGCUCAUCCGCGUCUUCGGAGGCCCCUUCUGUACACCGUCCCUGAACGAACAACCUCCCAAGAGGGUUCUGGAGAUCGCCUGUGGAUCCGGUCUAUGGUCCAGCAUGUGUCACGAGCAUUUCGCCCGGCGCGGCCAUCGCAACGUCUCCUUUCACGGCAUUGACCUCGUCUCCGUGGCGCCCGACUUGCGCAAGAAAGGUGUGAACUGGCAGUUCAAGCGACAUGACCUACGCAAGCCUCGACUGCCUUAUCCGGACGAUUACUUCGAUUUUGUUUUCAUCAAAGACGCGGGAAUGUGCCCUUCCAGCCCUGCGCAGCAAGCGUCAGGGUUGAGUGAACCUUUGCGUGUCCUCAAAUCGGGCGGCAUCCUGGAGGUGUGGGAUUCCGACUGGGUAUUCCGAUCACUGCUCCCCAAUCCCGCUCCUGCUCGCAAAUUGGCUUCCCGAGAGCAGGAAAUCGCCGAUGCAACCGCCACAUAUACAUUUUCGCCGGCUACGCCCUUCACCGGCGUGCAGAACAAGUUCCUGCUGGAUUAUAACUCGUGGGUCGAGAAGGCCUUUGACUGUCGAAAGCUCACUGCGAUACCGUGCGCCACAAUCGGUCUCUCAUUCAACUCCGAGGUAGAUGUACUUGAAAAAGUAGACAGUCGCCGGAUCGCCAUCCCGCUGGGCGAAUUGCGCUGGGAACGUGAGGGGGGCCGCCCGCGCAAGCAGUUGACUGCGGAGCAGAUGUCUAUCCGGCGCACCGCGCUUCUGACGGUAGUCCAAAUGAUCGAGGGCAUGGAGCCAAUGCUCAUGGAGGCCAGCGGAAAGAGCCAAGAUGAGUGGGACAGAUGGUGGACUGCCAUGAUCAAUGAUCUAUUUCAGAAAGGCGGUCUCGCCAGCGGAGAGUGUCUGGAGGUGAGCGCAUGGUGGGGUCGGAAGAAGUAA
This is a messenger RNA of Aspergillus clavatus NRRL 1, 1173 nucleotides long. RefSeq names its product class I SAM-dependent methyltransferase. Bases 1 to 1173 code for a protein of 390 amino acids. Gene Ontology annotation, molecular function: methyltransferase activity. NCBI's taxonomy places the organism in Eukaryota, Fungi, Ascomycota, Eurotiomycetes, Eurotiales, Aspergillaceae. The transcript has a single exon. The record is from RefSeq and is a predicted model, not a curated record.